Molecule: messenger RNA, 597 nt
Organism: Impatiens glandulifera
Lineage: Eukaryota; Viridiplantae; Streptophyta; Magnoliopsida; Ericales; Balsaminaceae
Exons: 1
Coding region: 103-597 (164 amino acids)
Source: RefSeq, a predicted model, not a curated record
AUCAAACAAGCCCCUAAUAUUGUUGGCAAAUUGCAGUUAGAUGAUUGGGUGCUCUGUCGGGUUCAACAGAAACGCAGCAACUCAAAGGGCACUUCUAGUGUCAUGCAUGGUUUCAGUGAUGAAAUGCCAUGUGCUUACAAUCAAAAUACAUACUACACAAAUGUUCCAACUGCUAACCUUGAAAUGGUCCAAGAUUUUCUUUCCAGGGAUUGUCUUGUAUUGCCUCUUAUCCUUAGCACCCAUACAAGUCCUCCAACCGUUGAAAUUUCUAAGACAAUCUUUGAAGAUUGCAGAAUUUCUACUUCAUCAACACCCAAGGAAGAUUGUAUAAGAGAAUAUUCACAGUAUCAGUUACCACCUCUCAAUGGUUAUUUCAACAUGAAGAAAAGAAAGAAUUAUGAAGACCAUCAACUUGACAGGGCCACAGAAAUUAAAAGGCAUUUCAGCACUGGAAAUGAAAAGAAGGAAGUUGUACCAUCUAUUAGCAGCACAAAUAAUGUUCAAGAAAGCAUACAUCAAUUUGAUGAUAGCAAUGCCACAGUCUAUCAAUUUCAGUUAAUGACAAAAUAUCAAGAUCUCAGUCACUUCCCUGUCUGA